AGGGUUAACUUCGUAACCUCCCUUUCCAUUCACAAUCUCCAAACAACAAUCAAUGGCGAUAUCGCUUCGCUAACCUAAGCCACCGGCCCUCCCUAGACACAAACCGCCUAUCCAGCUAACCUAAGCCGAGGCGCAUAUUAACCCUGUCCCCCGCACCUUACGCCGAUCACCAUGCCCUUAAACCUUCUCAAACUCACCUCCUCCAUCUACCUCCACAACCACCACCACCACCACCACCAAUGGCUCCGCCGGGCAAUCACCACCGGAAAACCUAGAACACCUCUUCAAUGCUCCGGCUGGUGCAGGAUUACGCAAUUUGCACCUCAAUCACAUGCUAUUAACCACAACGAUAAUAUUAACAACAGGUUAGGGUUUCGUCGUCCCAAAAGUUUCAGAUAUUGUUCCGUGAAUAUGGAAUCUGUGAACAGUGAUAAUAGAGAUCGUGGAUCAUCUGGAUUGCCUACGCUACCGGCGAACGAAAACGGACAUCUUAAACCUCAUCCGUCGCAACAAAAUCCGUCUGCAAAGUUGCUGACGUUGCCUACGAUUUUGACUAUUGCUCGAGUCGCAUCUGUUCCUCUUUUGAUUAGCACAUUUUAUAUGGAUAGUCGGUUUGGAACGAAUGCUACGACCUGUAUUUUCAUUGCUGCAUCAGUUACGGAUUGGCUUGAUGGCUAUUUAGCAAGAAGAAUGAACUUAGGAACUGCGUUUGGUGCGUUUUUGGAUCCGGUGGCUGAUAAGCUUAUGGUUGCCGCUACAUUGGUUUUGUUAUGUACAAGACCUCCAGAAGCUGCUAUAUUUGGGCAACUACCGUGGUUAUUGACUGUACCAGCAAUUGCAAUAAUUGGCAGAGAGAUAACAAUGUCCGCGGUUAGAGAAUGGGCUGCUUCUCAAGGGAGUAAACUUUCGGAGGCUGUAGCUGUAAAUAAUUUGGGGAAGUGGAAAACAGCCACACAAAUGAUUGCGUUGACCAUUCUUCUUGUGAUUAGAGACAGCAGCUUUACAGAAGCAGGGUUUCUGGGUGCAACGGGUGUUGGUUUUCUUUACAUAUCAGCUAUGCUAGCCGUAUGGUCAUUAGUUGUGUAUAUGAAGAAGAUAUGGAGAGUAAUGCUGAUGUAACACCUUGGAGAACUUACUGCUGACAAAUCAUGCUAUUAUAGAAGCCCAAAAGCUAUAUUUCUACCUAGCAAUUACAUCUUGUAUUUUUUUUUGUUUGGAAGCUCAGUUCACUAGUUUUGUUGACAUAAUACAUAAAGAAACAUUUUUGUGGUUCAUAAGUUGUAUUCUUGGUAUACUAGAAAAUGGUUAUUUUUGUGAAUUUCUAAUUAUACCGGAUUUCUGGUCAUUGCUUUUAAAGAGACCCGAAACUAGUUAAUCAUGCUAUCCUUACCUUCUAACCAAUCGGCCAAUCACGCUAUCCUUACCUUUCAACCAACCCCUUCGAUUCAGUUUCUGCAGCAGUAUAAAAUCUCGGACCCGAUGGAUGCCUACAUAAUUUUUUUUUUUUCCAGCAGUGGCAAGAAUCCGCGAAAUAAUGUUCUUUCUCCUUUUUGUGUUCUUUCUGAAUGGAGCUACGCGAGGGAAAGCUCAGCUUUCUACUCUGCCGCAAAAGGGGGCCGCUUUCUUCCCCCCAAAAAUGCCAGUUCCGCCGUCAGGGCCUAGCAAGAAGCAUAUUCUGUUCCAAAGCUUCGUUUCAUUCCAGCAACAGUAGUCUAUGGUUCGAAGCGCCGUGUUCCAUCCGGCGCGAAUCCUCUCCAUAACUGUAUAGUGGAGGUCUUACUUGUAUUGCAAUAAUGAAAAGAUGACAGUGACUUUAUCCUAGCUAAGAAAGGUAAUCGAUCCCAGCUUAAACUUUUUACUUGGUAAAGUAUAAGGUUCUACCGAAGCAGGGAAGCUCUAGGGAUUUGCUAACCAGUGUGAAGUUGCCUUCGAGUUGGGAAAAGCAUUUACAUGGAGUCGGCUAUUCCUGAUUCAGCAAAGGAAAGAAGCCUUGAUCCCAAGACUAGCUGCGUCUUUUUUCGACUAGUGAGUUGACCUCCACUAUACUAGUUAUGGAGAGGAUUCGCGCCAGAUGGAACACGGCGCUUCGAACCAUAGACUACUGUUGCUGGAAUGAAACGAAGCUUUGGAACAGAAUUAUGCUUCUUGCUAGGCCCUAACGGCGGAACUGACAUUUUUGGGGGGAAGAAAGCGGCCCCCUUUUGCGGCAGAGUAGAAAGCUGAGGUUUCCCUCACGUAGCUCCAUUUAGAAAGGACACAAAAAGGAGAAAGAACAUUACCAAAUUAUGGUCAUUAUUUGUAUAGCUGUAUGGUCAUUAUUUGUAUAUACGAAUAAGAUAUGGAAAGUAAAGCUGAUGUAACAUUGGAGAACUUACUGCUGACCAACUAUGCUAUUCUUGAAGCCCAAAACCCAUUUUUCUUCCGAGCAAUUAUAUUUGUAGUUCUUUUUUUGUUUGUUUGGAUGCUUGGAUGUUCACUAGUUAUAUUGCCACAAUACAUAAAGAAACAGUUUUGUGGUUAUUAAGUUGUAUCCUUGAUAUA
Helianthus annuus (common sunflower) is the source of this 2541-nucleotide messenger RNA. Its product is annotated as CDP-diacylglycerol--glycerol-3-phosphate 3-phosphatidyltransferase 2. The transcript has 7 exons. Gene Ontology annotation, cellular component: membrane; chloroplast envelope. Gene Ontology annotation, biological process: glycerophospholipid biosynthetic process. The record is from RefSeq and is a predicted model, not a curated record. Lineage: Eukaryota; Viridiplantae; Streptophyta; Magnoliopsida; Asterales; Asteraceae. Bases 172 to 1119 code for a protein of 315 amino acids. Gene Ontology annotation, molecular function: CDP-diacylglycerol-glycerol-3-phosphate 3-phosphatidyltransferase activity.